Messenger RNA from Drosophila eugracilis, 3099 nucleotides. RefSeq names its product segmentation protein Runt (gene run). Gene Ontology annotation, biological process: regulation of DNA-templated transcription. Gene Ontology annotation, molecular function: DNA-binding transcription factor activity, RNA polymerase II-specific; ATP binding; RNA polymerase II cis-regulatory region sequence-specific DNA binding. Bases 851 to 2386 code for a protein of 511 amino acids. The transcript is spliced from 2 exons. NCBI's taxonomy places the organism in Eukaryota, Metazoa, Arthropoda, Insecta, Diptera, Drosophilidae. Gene Ontology annotation, cellular component: nucleus. The record is from RefSeq and is a predicted model, not a curated record.
AAGAGAGAGAGAGAGAGAGGGAGCAAGAGAGUGGCAGAGCCAGAAGCAGAGCGAGAGAGAGAGCGGAAAAGUCUCGGUGUAUUUCUUUUUUGAGUUUUUCUUUGGUGCAAUUUCCAGGCCAUCCCUCUCGCUCUCGCCCGUGUGAUUUUCCUUUUUUCCGCUUUUAUUAUGUGUUUUUUUUUUUUUUCCUUUUUGGCCACAAGUAACAAGCGACUUCUCUCUCACUUACGCCAGCACAGGCUCACUUAUACACACACACAAACACACACUUACACAGAGAGACCGCAAUGGAAAAAUGGGAAAUUUUUUGCUGUGGUUGUUGUUGCGGCGGCAAUGGUGGUUGCUCGAUAUACCGAUAUAUACCUGCCCCGGCACCCUUAAAAGCGCGCCUGUGUGCGUAGGUAGCCAACCACACCACCAUACCGCCCAGGAUAAUGCGAGCAAGUGAGAUAGCGUUAGCAGCGUGCGAGCGAGACAUAACAUAAACGCCGGCAGAGACGACAGCAGAGGCGGCGAGCAGCGCAUUCCACUUUAAAUACUGCCAACGAUCGCAGCAGAGAAUCAGUUCACUCAGCGACUUUAGCGUGUCGAGAACGCACAGAGAAAUAAUAAUAUCGAUUCCGAUUUCGAUUUCGAGAUACCUUACAUCCAAUCCAUACCAUUUAGAUUCGAAACAAAAUCGCGAAAUUCAGAAAAUCAUAUAUUUAAUACCCGAAAACCGAACACGAACGAAUUUUUUCCAAGUGACCCCGAGAAAGUGAAGUGAAGAAUAAAUCAUAGAAAGCUAAAGCCAAACGAGCACACACACACUCCAAGGAUUACGAUUACGAUUUCGAGUUUCGGAUACGAGAUGCAUCUGCCAGCGGGUCCCACAAUGGUGGCCAACAACACACAGGUCCUGGCCGCCGCCGCUGCCGCCGCCGCCGCAGCCGCAGCAGCAGCAGCCGCUGUCCAGGUUCCUGUUCCCCAGCAGCAGGGCAACAACAGUUCCAAUGCGAAUCCCGGCCAGAGUCUGGCCAACACCAGCACUCAUUCGGCCAGCAGCACUGGCAGCUCUACCCCGGAUCUAAGCACGAACAACACCAGCUCCAGCAGCAAUGCCACCACCAGUCCCCAGAACUCCGCCAAGAUGCCCAGCUCGAUGACUGAUAUGUUUGCCAGCCUGCACGAGAUGCUCCAGGAAUACCAUGGCGAACUAGCCCAGACCGGCUCUCCCUCGAUCCUCUGCAGUGCCCUGCCCAACCAUUGGCGAUCGAACAAGUCCCUGCCCGGUGCCUUCAAGGUGAUCGCUCUUGAUGAUGUCCCCGAUGGCACAUUGGUGUCCAUCAAAUGCGGCAACGAUGAGAACUACUGCGGCGAACUGAGAAACUGCACCACCACCAUGAAGAACCAGGUGGCCAAGUUCAAUGAUCUGCGCUUCGUUGGCCGAUCGGGACGCGGCAAAUCCUUCACCCUGACCAUCACCAUCGCCACAUACCCAGUGCAGAUCGCCAGCUACAGCAAAGCCAUCAAGGUGACCGUCGACGGGCCACGGGAGCCAAGAAGUAAGCAAAGCUAUGGCUAUCCUCAUCCCGGCGCGUUUAACCCCUUCAUGCUGAAUCCCGCUUGGUUGGAUGCCGCGUACAUGACCUACGGCUAUGCGGACUACUUCCGCCAUCAGGCAGCUGCCCAGGCGGCUCAGGUUCAUCAUCCUGCCCUGGCCAAGUCCUCGGCUUCCUCAGUGUCGCCCAAUCCUAAUCCAUCUUCGGUAGCCACCAGCUCUUCAUCGGCCGUUCAGCCUUCUGAAUAUCCUCAUCCAGCGGCAGCUGCGGCGGCGGCGGCGGCGGCGGGACAACCUGCUGCUAUGAUGCCAUCACCACCGGGAGCAGCUCCUGCCACGCCCUAUGCCAUGCCCCAGUUUCCUUUCAAUCAUGUGGCAGCAGCAGCCGCCGCCAAGGCAGCCACACCCCAUGCCUUCCAUCCGUACAACUUUGCGGCGGCAGCUGGCCUGAGGGCCCGCAAUGCUGCACUGCAUCACCAGAACGAGCCGGUCCAUGUCAGCCCUGCCUCUUCGCGGCCAUCCAGCUCCUCGCCCACCCAGCAACACGUCCUGCUGAAGCUCAACACCUCCAUCGAAACGAGCUCCAUCCACGAGCAGUCCGCCAGCGAUGGCGACUCCGAUGACGAGCAGAUCGACGUGGUCAAGUCGGAGUUUGACUUGGACAAGAGCCUGGAUGUGGCGCCCCUUCGCAUGCGCUGCGACCUGAAGGCACCAUCGGCCAUGAAGCCGCUCUACCACGAAAGCGGUCCUGGAGCCGUGGCCAAUAGCCGCCAGCCAUCGCCGGAAACGACCACCAAGAUCAAGAGCGCCGCCGUCCAGCAGAAGACCGUGUGGCGGCCGUACUAGGUCCCCGGAAGAAACUGGAGGAGAGGGUAAACGGAAGAGAAACAAAGUGAUAAAUCAGCGGCGGCGCAGAGCGGCAAGCGGGCAAAAAUUAUAAUUGUGAUAUAGUGUUAUAAGUUACGACGCCUCCGGCCGGCAAACGGAGCAGCCUCAUCAGAGUGGGACGAAGAAGGAUAUUCAGCAGCAGCAGCAGCAGCAAGAAAAACUAUGAAAAACCAAAAAAAAACAAGGAUGCAAAAAGGAUAAAGGAGCCAACUCCUCCUCCUGGACAUCAGACUCCGGCGAAGUUUUAUGCUCGGAUUCAUAAAAUCGUGCGACGAGUUUGAAACACAGGCCCUCGAUUUUCACCAGGAUUUCAAACUGAAAAAUCCCAGCAGAAAGCAAAAAACUAGAAAACCAGAAAAUCAGAAAACAAAAACAAAAAACCAAGAAAAUGAAAAUGAAAACUCAACCCAAAAAGAAAAUACCAAGGAAAAGCAACUUUAGUUCAAUUUGAUUUGGAAACACAAACACACAUUUUGUACAUAGCUAACUAGUUGGUAACACUCUUAACCCUUAUUUUUUUUUUUUUUUUUUAGAACCUAUUUUUUUUUCGAUGGAUAAUAUGCGAAUUUAGCUAUUUUUAAUCUUUAUGUUUAACUAGUCGUCUAAGCGAGAAAUCAAUUUUUUUGUCUAGAAAUAAGUUUUAGCGCGAAAGGAAAUCUAACACAAAAAUC